CUCCCUUUGAUUUCUAUGGAAAGUUUAGGGUUCUAGUCUACAAAUCUCGCUAAACACUAGUUGUUAGGGUCACAUUCUGUCGAUUCUUGGGUGUAUUAAGUGUGGGUGGGUUCAAGUUCAUCGAUUAGUGUUCGUUGCAGCUGUUUUGGUGGGUUUCUUUUGGUCAAUCAUUUUAUCUGCUCCGAUCGAUCGUGGUUUCAGUUGUCUUCUUCAAAGUUUAGUGAUUUCAACCUCUGUUUUCCGAUUAAGGUUUCUUAAAGUCUAUUAGGGUUCCGAUUAGGGUUUCUUCAAACAUGUUUGUCUUCUGAAAUGCUUGAUAAUGCUUCUAGUUAUAAAGAACAUGAGUUUAUGGCUAUUGAAAUUCAUCGUUAAAGACUUGAUUUUGUGCAUGCAUGCCUUUUGGUAUUUUUGUAAUUACCUAAAAAAUUAGGGGCUCUUCUUGUUAUUUUAUUUGUCCUAUGAUAGCACGUGCUUAUGUAUUCUUGUAAAAACUGAAAUCUUUUAGGGCUUUUCUGAUUGGUAUGUUUAGGUCUUUCUGUAAUAAUUGAAAAUUUUAGGGUGUUUUGGUUAUACUGAAGUUAGGUGAAGGAUUAUUCUAUGUAAAGGUGAUGUCUUUUUCUGUAUGCAAGCAUUUUUUUUUUUGUUAUUUGCUGUUUUCUGUUACUUUUCAUUUUCUGUGAUUUAUUGUUAAUGUUUAGGCUAGCCUAAUGUUUAUGGUAAUUAGUAUAAGUUAUAGAUGUAAUUCAUUGUUUGGCUGAGUUUUUGAAUUGUUAAAACCUCUGUAGGUUGAGGAAUGGCUACUAAGUACUUUCAUUUUAGAUGGAAAAUUGGUGGUAUAUUGGUGAGUGAAGUGGGGCCUACUUUUGUUGGGGGUAGGACAGAACAUUCUUUUAACAUUGAUUUUGAUCAUUUGUCUAUUCAUGAGCUAGUAGAUCUUGCUAAAGAAUUUGGGGUGAUUAAUUUAGGGACCACUUAUAUUGCACCUAAGGGGGGUGCUUUGGUAAAAUUAACAUCAGACAGGGAUUUAUUAGACCUAGGAGUACUGUUGAAUGAUGGGGAUACAAUUGAAAUUUAUGUGUGCAAUGACUCUUCUUUUGAGGAUGUGGGGCCUGUCAGCCGGCAUGUGAUUGGUGGGGCUGGUGAUAAUUUAUCAAAGCCAAGUGGGGAUAGGGAAUCUGCCAGUUUAUUUAUUCCCUAUCCUCCACUAGUUAAUACAACACCAACUACAAGUCUAGAUCUAGAAAAUAUUUUUUCUCCAAACUGUGUUGAAGGGGCUGAAGCAAAUACCAGUGGUGCUUUUGCUAGUAGUGAUUUUGCUGCUGAGAAUCCCACUGGUGAUGUAGACAAUUCUGAGGAAGAAGAUGCAGUAAAUGGGUCUGAUUCUGAACUGUCUGAUGAUUAUGGGAGUGAUGUUCAUGAAGAACUUAGGGUGGUGAGAGAAGAUUUAAGAGAAUACAAAAAAAAACAAGGCUACUAGGACUGCUAAGGAUAGACCAGAUGGGUUUUUAGGUGAGGCUGGAGUGGAUGAAGGUUAUGAAGACAUUGAUAGUAAGAGAACAAAUCUAAGGGGUUAUUUGGGAGGUGAUGAUGAUGAGCCAUAUUAUGACUCAUCAGAUGUAGAUAGUUUUGCUUCUGAAUCUGAGGGUGAAGAUGUUAGUGAUGAUGAACAAGUUGAAGGAGGGACUGAAUUGAGGGCAAGGAGGAAGACAAAUAGGGUUGUGUAUGAUCCAGAUUGUGAGAAAGUCAUUUGGCAGGUUGGUCAAGUAUUUCAAAAUGUCAAAGAAUUCAGAGAAACUUUGACCAAAUAUGCUCUGAAGAAAGGUGUCCAGCUGGACAAGAAGAAGAAUGACACAAGAAGGGUGAGGGUGAAGUGCAAAUAAGGUUGUCCUUGGAUGAUAUAUGCUAGCAAGGAAAGUAGGAGUACAAACUUCACAGUCAACACCUACAAUCCUAGACACAAAUGCCAUAGGACCAACAUCAACUUCCUUUGCAAUUCUAAAUUUCUGUCCAAGCAUUAUAAGGAGAGAAUCACUUCCCAACCUACAAUUAAAGGGUGGGAAAUACAAGACUUGGUUAGGAAAGAUUUUGGUAUAUAUGUUGGGAAAUCUGUCUGUUUGAAAACAAGGAAGAUUGUUUUGAGAGAAGUCAUGGGAGAUCAUAUUGCUGAGUUUUGUAGACUCUUUAACUACAGGGAUGUGCUGCUACAAACUAAUCCUGGCAGCACAUGUGUUGUGAAUGUAAUAGACAAGGAAGAUGGUAAGAAAGAAUUCAAAAUUUUCUAUAUUUGUUUUGCUGCAAUGAAAUUGGGGUUCAUGGGAGGUUGUAGGAGGUGUAUAGGCCUAGAUGGUUGUUUUCUGAAAGGUAUUUGCAAGGGCCAGUUACUUGUAGCAGUUGCUAAAGAUGGAAACAAUCAAAUGUUUCCAAUAACAUGGGCUGUUACUGGAACUGAGACAAAGGAUACAUGGAGAUGGUUUAUGAGAAUCCUCCAGGAUGACUUGCAACUUGGAGAUGGGACUGAGGUCACUAUAAUUAGUGACAUGCAAAAGGGUCUGGUUAGUGCUGUUGAAGAAGUACUUCCUGCUUGUGAGCACAGAAUGUGUGCUAGACACAUUCUGUCUAACUGGGCCCAAAAUUGGAGAGGUAUUGAGAGGAGGAAAAAAUUCUGGAAGUGUGUUAGGUCAACAUUUGAGGCAGAACUGAAAACCAGGCUGAAUGAGUUAGAUUAGUUGGGUAGGGGUAUUGUUGAAGACCUUAUUUCAUACAACAAAGAAAGGUGGUGCAAAGUGUAUUUCAAAGAAUUUUCAAAAUGUGAUAGUGUGGACAACAAUAUGUCAGAAUCUUUUAAUGCUUGGAUACUGUCAGCUAGACACAAGACAAUUGUGUCAAUGUUAGAAGAAAUUAGAAUCAAGGUGAUGAAUAGGAUAGCUAAGAUGAGGGCAUUUUCUGAAACUUGGGUUGAUGGGAUAUCACCAAUGGCAUUGAAAGUGUUCAAUGCUAAUGUUGAGAAGUCAAUGAACUGUACACUUCAUUGGAAUGGAGACUGUGGCUUUGAAAUCAAAGAGGGGUUAGGUACUCAUAUUGUUCAACUGGCAAGGGAAUAUUGCAGCUGCAGGUCAUGGCAACUAAAAGGUAUCCCUUGUGCACAUGCCAUAGCAGCUAUGCACUAUAGGAGAAUUGAUCCAAGUGAGAAUAUUGUACAUUGGUACAGACAAGAGACCUAUUUAAGGGCUUAUUCUCACUUCAUACAGCCUGUUCCAAGCAUGAUUAUGUGGCCAGACAGUACAAACCCAAAGAUAGAGCCUCCGGAAGUCAAAAAAAUGCCUGGCAGGCCAAGAAGGUGCAGAAGAAAGGAGAUAGGAGAAGUGAGAAGGGCUGGAAAGUUGACAAAAAGAGGGAUAGCCAUGACAUGCCCUGGUUGCAAGUCUAGUACACAUAACAUAAGAAGUUGUCCUUCAAGGCCUCCAAUUGCAUCAGCAACAACUUUUGCCCCUUCUAGGAGGAAAUACUCAGUGCCACCAACUUCAUCAGCAACUUCCAAGAGCAAAUACUCAAGGCCACCAACUGUCGAUGCAACUUCCAAGAGGAAAUACUCAUGGCCACCAAAAGCAGCAGGAUCAACAAGAGCAGCAAAUGCAGGAGAAACUGCUCCUCCAACUACACCAGCAACUGCUCCACCAACUGCUCCAGCAACUGCUCCACCAACUGCUCCACCAACUUCCAAGAGGAAAUACACAAAGCCACCAGUCCCUCCAAGUCCUAAAGCAACUACAAAGGCUAAUGCUUCCCAGCAGUCAUCAACUGGAAGUACAAGAAAAAGUAGUGUUCAUGACACUCAAGAUGCAUCUACAAGCAUGAGAGGGGGCAGGACUAAGUACAAGAGGCCAAGGGUUGUUGGACAGGGUGUAUUUGUGUCUGAGUCUGGAUACAAAUGCGUUAAUCAAGGAAUGCCUAGCAGCAGGUUGGUGUCCACACCUAAGGCAAUGAAUUCAGCCUUGGUAACAGGUGAUAUUGGAUACAAACCCAGCAAAGGAUUGAAGUGGAAAGGAACAAAAGCAGUUACACAAAGACAACUCCAAGUGCAAAGUGCUAAUCAUAGAAUCCAAACAAGAUCAAAGGCUCUUGGAGUUCAAACAAGAUCAAGAAAAGGAAAAUCUCCAAUGAAGUAGUCUGAUAUUUCUAUGUUUAAGCUAGCUAUUUUUUGGUGAAACUUGAAUAUGUAAGCAAACAAUGUAGCUUGGUAGUUUUUGUUGACAGUUAGUGCUACUGUCCAGUUAUUUUGCAUAUGAUAAUGACCUUGAUUUCUGACCAGAUUUUGAUGUGAAA
Molecule: messenger RNA, 4323 nt
Organism: Lycium barbarum (goji berry)
Lineage: Eukaryota; Viridiplantae; Streptophyta; Magnoliopsida; Solanales; Solanaceae
Exons: 4
Coding region: 2829-4166 (445 amino acids)
Molecular function (GO): zinc ion binding
Source: RefSeq, a predicted model, not a curated record